AUGCAGCAACAUCACAAUCAACCUUUCCCGUCCAAUUCAUCAUCAUCAUCAUCACUACCACAUCACCAUCAUCAUCAAAAUAAUAAUAUUCACCAAAUAGUUAAUCAUCAACAUUACAUGGAAAAUCCGCUUUCCCGAAUAAAUUUCCGAGCAGAAAAACAAUUUCUCGAAAGGCGGGAAUUUUAUGGCAAGUGUAGGAACGUGGAAGAGUUUGAAAAGUUGGAGAAGAUAUUUGAGAAUGUGUACAAGGCAAGGGAUUUGAAGAGUAAUGAGAUUGUGGCGUUGAAGAGAUUAGAUUUUAGUUCGAGAUAUGAGGAGGGAAUUUCGUUGGCUUAUUUGAGAGAAAUUUCAUAUUUGCAACAAUUUUGUCAAGAAUUGAAACAUGGAAAUAUUUUGGGAUUGAGGGAGAUGGUGGUUGGAAGUAAAUUGGAUAGUGUAUUUAUUGUGAUGGAUUUUAUAGAGAAUGAUUUGACGACUGUGAUUGAUAAAUCAAAGAGAUUUGCAUUGCUUGAAUCGGAAAUUAAGUGUAUAAUGUUACAAAUUUUAGAGGGUGUGAAUUAUUUACAUGAAAAUUUGAUUAUUCAUAGAGGAAUUAUUAAGAUUAUUGAUUUUGGAUUGGCAAGGAGUGACACAAAGUUUUUGGAUGGAGAUCUCGCCUAUGGAAGUAGUCAUCAAAAGGACUCUAUCAUUGAAAUGUUCAAGAAAAAGACGCCAAAUCUCAUAACCCUCUGGUAUAGACCUUUAGAACUCUUGUUGGGGACAUUGGACUAUGACAAGUCGAUUGAUAUGUGGAGUGUUGGAUGUAUUUUUGCUGAAAUACUAUUGAGGAGGCCAUUAUUUGGAGCUGAUACUGAAAUUCAAGCAUUUGAUAUGAUAUUCAAACUGUUAGGAGCACCAAGUGAAUCAUGGCUCAAGUCAGGGAAUUUCCCUUCUGCCUCCAAAUACCUUUCCCCUAAUUUACUGAAAAAGUAUGAAAAUGUGAAUGCCCGUGAAAAUAUUAGAAGAACAUUCUCUCAAGCUAAUGUAGAUCCGAAAUGUAUUGACCUCAUUGAAAAGCUUCUCGUUAUUGAUCCAAAGAAACGACUCACAUGUAAGGAAGCACUCAAUCAUGACUAUUUCAAGACUUAUCCACUUGCAUGCUCACCCAAACAAUUACCCUCCUUUAUUGAGAGAGAUUUUGUGCAAUAUAAACGAUCAUCACACAAUCAUCGUCAUUUAUACGAUGAUGACAAUUAUGAGAGAGAUGGUUAUCAGCAUCAGCAGCACCACCAUCAGCACAAUAAUUAUUCCACACAUAACGAUCAGCACAACGAAUAUCAGCAACACAACAAACGAGGAAGAAAUGAUUACAAUUCCGAAAGAAAUGAUCAGUGGAAGAAACGAAAGUAA
Molecule: messenger RNA, 1389 nt
Organism: Naegleria gruberi
Lineage: Eukaryota; Heterolobosea; Eutetramitea; Acrasida; Naegleriidae
Exons: 2
Coding region: 1-1389 (462 amino acids)
Biological process (GO): protein phosphorylation
Cellular component (GO): nucleus
Molecular function (GO): ATP binding; cyclin-dependent protein serine/threonine kinase activity
Source: RefSeq, a predicted model, not a curated record